UCCAACAGUGUGUCCUCCGCGGCCGGGAUUACUGUUUCCUCUCCGUCUGAACAGACCUGCUCUCUCAAUGAAGCUUGGUUCUUCUCCGUGAUUUCUUCGCCAUGAGCUGCUUGGAUGUGAUGUACCAAGUGUUUGGUCCUCAGCCUUAUUUCAGCUCCUACAGCCCCUAUCACCACCAGAAACUGGCCUUGUAUUCCAAAAUGCAAGAUCCCCAGGACAGCGGCAGCCGGCUUGGCCCCCCGGGGCCCCCGGCGAUAAAAGAAGAGGACAAGGAGCUGCCGCCGGGCGCCGAGUACCUGAGCUCCCGCUGCGUCCUCUUCACUUACUUCCAGGGCGACAUCAGCGCCGUGGUGGACGAACACUUCAGCCGAGCGCUCAGCCAGACGACUGCAUACCCUGCCUCGAGCAGCCACAAGGCCGUAAGAGAUGGAUCAUUCCCCAUGAGCCAGCGAAGUUUCCCUCCUUCUUUCUGGAACAGCUCCUACCAGCCGUCGGUCUCCUCCACCCUGGGCAGCGCUCUGUCAGCUCCCCACACAGAGCUCUCCUUCCCUGGGGACCCAUACUCCUCCGCCUCCCUGCACAGUCACCUCCACCAGCCCAGCCCUGAGGCCUGGCACCCAUCCCACCACCACCACCAUCACCACCACCCUUACUCACUAGGGGGCGCCAUAAGCACCCAGGGCUCAGCAUACCCGCGUCCGGGGGUUCACGAGAUGUACGGCACAGCUUUUGACCCGCGCUACGGCUCAUUGUUGGUGCCGUCAGUGAGGCCUCACCAUCGGCUGACGUCCAGCAGCUCGGUACCGGGACCCAGCGCCUCACCCUGUGACCUCAGGGGGAAGGGGGAGUCGGGGACGGGGUCGACCUGGAGCGGCGCCUUCACUGGAGCUGGAGCAGAAAUUGGACUCAACAUGGACACAGGUCUACAGGCACAGGAUAAGAGCAAGGAUUUGUAUUGGUUUUAGAGACUCCUGAAACUCUCCCCCACUUCUCUCCUACUUCAGCUGUAGCCUCUUUUCCUCCGGUCCUGCUCUGCUAUGUUGCUCUGCUGCUGUUGUGGGAUGACUGACAGAGACACUGACGGCAGUUUUGUGCUGUAACGGCUUCUGGUCUACUUGCAGCUCUGUGUUAUGGUGGACUGUGCAGCAGCAGCAGCGCAGCCCUGCUGAGCUGAACGCCGACAGUGUGGAUACAAAGCGAGCGCGGAAACAAAAGUGGACUCGCAGAGAGGAGCGAGAGAAUUUGAUCUUGACGGAUGUGGACAAAGACGAGACUCUUUGUGCUACUGUAACAGGCAGGGACAACAUUCCUAAACUGGAAAAAGUCUGGGGACAGACGGACAGAGACACAUGUGUUGUCAAACUCCAAAGACAAGCGCUUGAAGGACUUGGCAGGACUUGCCUCGCUGGGACAACUGGGCUGCAGACACUGGGAGUGUGUUAUGGCUGGAGGAAAGGCCAUGUUGGUGUUGAGGAGGCCACAGAGCAAAAAUUUGGCAGACGGCGAAGGCAGGAGUCGCCCAAACACUUUGGUUUACAUGGAGCAUUGGUUCAGUGUCAUCCCAGAUUUGUCAUUAUGUUAUGGCACAGUGAAAAUUAAACAGAUGUGCGUGGUUAUCAAAUGACGUCAAAAGAUAUUCACGUCACAGUUUCACAAAGUGUUUCAAACAGCAGCUACAAACAAAUCUGG
Messenger RNA from Toxotes jaculatrix (banded archerfish), 1689 nucleotides. It is a transcript of the gene vgll2a, whose product is annotated as vestigial-like family member 2a. NCBI's taxonomy places the organism in Eukaryota, Metazoa, Chordata, Actinopteri, Toxotidae. Bases 102 to 965 code for a protein of 287 amino acids. Gene Ontology annotation, biological process: regulation of transcription by RNA polymerase II. The record is from RefSeq and is a predicted model, not a curated record. The transcript has 4 exons. Gene Ontology annotation, cellular component: nucleus.